CGUGUAAACAACAGUGGAUGAAAAAAGAGAAAUCAAAGGGGGAGGAGAGAGAAACAAGAAGAACGAAACCAGAUGUUUGACGAGGAAUGAUUUGAUCAAAGCGUUGAUCUGAAUAACGCUGGAUCACUAGCGUGUCUCGUGGGAUUAAGACAUCUAUUCUCCAUCUUAUUCUAGUUUUGGUUAACAACGGGAAGACAAAGUGCUCGAUUCAAAUGGGGAUUUGCUGGGGUUCUCCAGUUGACAACCCAAGCACCGCCAGCACAUCUGAUCACCUUAGUGCAGCUACAACGGGAACAUCCCGGACUACUAGCAAUACUACGACUGCUACUACAUCUUAUGGGAGUGGAAGCAUCUCCAUAAAUAGCCAGUUUUCCGAGUCCAUUGGCGGUGAAGCUUCUCCAAAUGGGCAGAUUUUGCCUACUGCAAAUUUAAGGAUAUUCUCUUUUGCGGAAUUGAAGGCUGCAACUAAGAAUUUUAGAGUUGAUACAGUACUUGGAGAGGGAGGUUUUGGAAAAGUCUUCAAGGGUUGGCUUGAAGAAAAGGCAACGCCAAAAAGUGGAAGUGGAACGGUCGUUGCCGUUAAAAAAUUGAACUCAGAGAGCUUACAAGGAUUUGAGGAAUGGCAGUCGGAAAUAAAUUUUCUAGGACGGCUUUCUCAUCCUAACCUCGUUAAGCUGUUAGGAUACUGUUGGGAAGAAAAUGAGCUUCUUCUCGUUUAUGAAUUCAUGCAAAAGGGCAGUUUGGAAAAUCAUCUAUUUGGAAGGGGUUCUGCUGUUCAACCACUUCCAUGGGAAAUUAGGCUUAAGAUUGCAAUUGGAGCAGCUCGUGGCUUGGCAUUCUUACACACAUCUGAGAAAGUAAUUUACCGUGAUUUCAAGGCCUCCAAUAUAUUGCUCGAUGGGUCUUAUACUGCUAAGAUUUCAGACUUUGGUUUGGCAAAAUUGGCACCUUCAGCUAGUCGGUCCCAUGUAACAACAAGGGUGAUGGGCACAUUUGGCUAUGCAGCUCCUGAGUAUGUGGCAACAGGGCAUCUAUACGUGAAGAGUGACGUGUAUGGAUUUGGAGUUGUUUUGGUUGAGAUACUGACAGCCCUUCGAGCACUGGAUCAAAAUCGACCUAGUGGCCAACAUAAUCUUGUGGAUUGGGUGAAACCAUACUUACAAGAUGGAAGAAAAUUGAAGGGCAUAAUGGAUUCACGAUUAGAGGGAAAGUAUUCAUCCAAAUCUGCAUUUCGUAUAGCUCAACUUGCUUUAAAAUGUCUUGCAUUAGAGCCUAAACAUCGGCCAUCAAUGAAGGAAGUCCUAGAGAACUUAGAGCGGAUUCAAGCUGCUAACGAUAGGUCUGUGGAGCCGAGACCUCGUUCUACCCGUAGUAUGGCUCCUCAUCAUGCUUCUCGACCCUUGCGCCCUCAAUCUCACUAAAUCAAACAUUCCUUACCAUUAGUUCCAUUGUAUUAUUUGUAUCUCCAAUUAAUUAAAGCAAAUCUCAGUUCUCCAAUUUCUUUCUAAUAUAGUGAGAUUUGUAUUGUUGAAUUAUGUCUUACUAAUUCUGUUUAUGUAAUUGAUUACCGACAAGGGAAAAAUUGUAGUUUCCAUUUAAUAUUUUAAUCCUUGAAUUUGUGUUUGAAUUA
Prosopis cineraria is the source of this 1630-nucleotide messenger RNA. RefSeq names its product probable serine/threonine-protein kinase PIX13. The record is from RefSeq and is a predicted model, not a curated record. The transcript has 6 exons. Gene Ontology annotation, biological process: protein phosphorylation. NCBI's taxonomy places the organism in Eukaryota, Viridiplantae, Streptophyta, Magnoliopsida, Fabales, Fabaceae. Gene Ontology annotation, molecular function: ATP binding; protein kinase activity. The coding region runs from base 213 to 1421 and encodes 402 amino acids.